Messenger RNA from Caenorhabditis sp. 36 PRJEB53466, 3935 nucleotides. The record is from the annotation of a GenBank genome assembly. NCBI's taxonomy places the organism in Eukaryota, Metazoa, Nematoda, Chromadorea, Rhabditida, Rhabditidae.
AUGCUCAGCACAUUGAGCUUUCUGAUCUACGGGGAAGCCAAAGAACAACAAAAUAGACGCCUGGAAGAGCUGGAAUGUCUGUAUUUGGUGAACAAGAACCAACCAAUCAGAGACUCGAAUGGAAAUCCUGUAUGUUUUCAAAAAAUCUAUUUAAGUUUAUGAAUAUAUAUAAACUACGUUAUUUGUUUUCAGUUUACUGCUGAAUACCUGAGAACCGACUUGGAAAAACGGCUGGUUGAGCUGGAUUUGGAGGCAUUUGAACCUGUCGUAUCGGAUGUUCUGGGUAAGAUUAAAUGCAGAUAAAUUAAGAGAUUUUCAACUUUCAGAGAAGUUAAAUGCAAACGAUGACGCUCUUUAUUAUUUCGUUCUUGUGAGUACAUUUCGAUUACCAAAUGAGAGCUUCGCAGCAAGUUUGAAGGAAUUCACUUUGAAUCAAAACCUGGUGAGAUUCUAUUGGAUUUCCAUUAAAUGAUAAUCGAACUUCAGAUGAUUCGCAUUGAUGGUCAGUACAAGCACAGGCUCUACUCCGAGCCGAUCGUGCAAAACAAUGUGCCACAUCUCGUGUGGGACAUCAGUCCUGUUCUGAAAAAGCUGAAAAUUGCUGAAAAGGACAAACCGGAGCCUCGUGAGUCCUUUUCUUUAUUACCAACUGUUUUCGUUUAUAGCGAACAAUCUCCUAAACAUCAGACCGGUCGAUGAAUGGGGACUUCUUUCACAAGAGUUUCGAACGAUUCUGAAGUGCGAGGAACUGCGUCUGUGUGCCAGAGAAGGCCAGCCCGUCGAGUUCUUUCAUCUCCACUCGUCCGCUUUUUUCCGUUACCUUCUUGACAUGCACCGAGGGAUCAGUUCUGAUCUACUGCAGCUCGACGGCGUCGGUCACUUCUAUCAAUCAAGACCGUGUCGAGUGGAGGAAUGGAAUCUGACGAUGACGCGGAUGAUCCUUCAGAAGCACGUCUAUCUAGCAAAUCAAGUAUCAGACGUCGUACAGAAACUGAAAAAGCGAUUUGUGUCCGGAACGGAAAACUCGAUUCGGCUGAUGAUGCAAAAGUAUUUGGUCGACGAGCAACAACUGUUCGCUGAGUAUUUCGAGUGGCUUCUCCGGACGAACUCAGAAGAGUAUCAGUUCCGAUUCACGGCAAUCAUCAAGUAAUCCAUUUUGAUAAUCACAUUUCUCAACCUGAUUUCAGUGCUCUUCCUGAACUAAAAGUCCGAGACCCUUCAUCAAAUCGCUUUGAAAUCUGUGAUGACCUGUACGAAAUCGUCAGUGCUUACUACCACGUUCUUCGGGAAAUGAACGAAGUUAUUGGGAACAUUAACAACUACAGUGUGUGUGACACUUUUCAGUCAUACUAAACAACGAGUUGUCCUUUCAGCCGAUCCGUCUCAAUGAAAUGUCAUUCAUCGGUUCCCAAUCCGCUCCUCAAAUGUAUUCCCGACUCAUGUGGCGACGGCUCAACGUGGCACUCACGCGCUUUAUCGUCAAGUUUGUGAAUAACAGUAAUCCAAGUAUUCUAAACGACUUUCCUUCCAGCAAACUGGCCGAAAUGCUCACUUCGCCAGACGCCGAGCUCAUGGAGCUGCUGACUGAUGCCGGUGAUGCUAAGCUCAUAAAUAAUCCGUCGAUUUGGCAACGCCUGAAUCCGCUUCAAAUGGAGUCAUCGCAGUGCAUCGACGAGCAGCUGGCCAACCGAGUCGUCGACCUGAUCAUCGGAUAUCAGUUUUUCGUCAAUGAUAAAAAGAGCAAGAGCCAGAAGAUGGACGGGAGCACAUUCGCAAAAUCGGAUAUUCAGGACGCGGAAGAAUUGGAACUCUUCUCGAAGACUCCUGAAUUCCAGAAGACCAUCGAUGAGAUUGUGAACAAAUUGGACGUGAAUGCGUUAACCGACAGUCUAGACGAGCUGAGCACGUGCAUCGAGAAACUGCUCACGAUGAUUCCGACGACGUCGCUUGUAGAGAAGUACUCGCAAGUCGUGCUCAGGAAAUCUGUACACUUCUUCGAAUUCCUCAAACAGUUCUUCACUUCGGCAUACAUCCACCUUCAAAGUCUCAUCAGAAGUCAAUCGAAAUUGGAUCCUUUUGAAAGAGAAAAGAUGCACAGACAAGGAUUCGAUGCGGACUUUCUGAAGACGAUCGGAUACGACAUGAAAAGUACAAUGGAGGACUCGAAGCUGACCGUGACACCUCCAGAACCUCUCAACGUCUUUGUGUCGCCUGGCGUGACGGACAUUUAUUCGCAAGUGUUCUCAGUGCUCAACAUGCUUCAUACCGCCCUUGAAGCAGUCAUUGAGACGCACAAUUCGGACACAUUAGCCCGCGAGCCACGUCUUCGCUACGCAUUCUUUCACAUGAACACGACGGUGUUUGCGAUUCGGAAGAACAUGCUCAGUUUGAUAGAAGAUGCCUAUGAAACAUUUAUGGUAAGGGGCAGAUUGCAACAAUAUUAAAAACAAAACAAGUAACGUUUUUCAGAAGACUGUAAAUUUCAAGAAAUCUUCUGAAGACAGAAGUGCGCACGAACUGCUCAACGUCUGUUAUCAGGCUCACAGACGGUUCUCGAAGGAGGUGGCGAAUGCGUUGAUGCUGAAGUUGCGAAGGGGAACGACCGGAAGAGUCAUCAGAUUGGUGAGGGAUCGAAUUCACGGGAAAGCAUACUUGAACUUCUGAUUCAGAUGGUGGCCAGCGUCGUGCAGGCAUCGCGGGCGUGCGUUGGUGGGGACGCCGUCGGAGCAGACAAACAGUACCAGCAGUUCCAAGCGAAUCUGCUCAUCUUUCUAGAUCGUGAGUCACAUAUUUCGUUGCCCUCAAACGUCAAUUCCGCUUAAGAAUGCCGAAUGGACCACGUGCGGUACGCUCUCUACAGAAGUCUGGAGAUUGGCGGAGACGAGACCGACGGCCGCAAAUCGACGCAUUCUUCGUUUUCUGACGAUCUCAGCUGCCGAUCCUAUUGAUGUAAAUGAAUAUAAAACUGACUCCUCCGAAUCAUUUCACUACGGGCUUCGUGUCACUUUUCACUUUCACUGCGAGUACUCAUCGAAACGCAUAAUAAAGCCAUCCGAUCUUUGGAACCGCCUAUUCCAUCGUUUUCUAUUUUUGACUGGUCCUUUCAUACCAAUUCAAGUAUCUCCAUAUUAUACUUGCACUUUGAGACUUUGUCGAAACUAUUCCCCUUUCCAGAUCAGAAUGGACAACUACGUUCCGUCAGACGAGACGGUCGAAGAGCCGUCGAAUCCAUUUCCCGCUCCCUACAACACCGACGACGCGAAAGUGAUGUUGGUGAGCAAGUCAAGCAAGUUCGCAAAGAUCAACGGACACGUCCGCGAGUAUUUCGCCGAACAUCCGGAUCGGAAUCGGUUCGUCGUGUUCAAGUCGACGAACGGAGCCACCGAAAAGGCGAUUUCGUGCGUGGAAGUGCUCAAACAACAGUUCGAAGUGAGCGUUUCGACGGAAUCGACAUAAAAGGACUGUUUCAGGAUUCAUUGUACCAGUGGACACGUGUCGUUUAUGCGAAAAGGAUCGCUCUGUGGAAAUGUUUACAGGAGGGACCGCGAGAGUGAGUGGGCGGGGCCUAGGUUUCAACUGACAUCUUCCGUUUCAGCAUCCGCGUCACUGUCGAAGUGCCCGUCAUUUUCAUCGUCAUUUCGCGUGAUCCGUUCCCUGGCGAAUACAGUUGCAUGAGGUUCCGUUCCCAUUUUCAAGCUCUCUCAAGUUCUACCUUUUCCAGUAUGCAAUGCUCUUCCGACAAGGAAAUCGCAUUCCUGCCGGCUGAUCGUUCUCGACAUUCUCCUGGCAAAUCGGAGAAGAAAAAGGAUCGGAAGGGGAAUCGGAAGACGGGCGAGGGAAAUAAGUGGACAAAGCCGAGUGCGGAGCAACGAAAAAAGGAGAAUAAGGAGAGGGAUCAGUUGCUCCGAGAGCUCGACAACUCGAAAAUUGAAUAG